AAAGGAAUGACAGCACAAGAAACCUGCCUUCUUUUGAAAAGCUUUUACAUCAGUGACUGUGGGAAACUUUUGCAAUCACCUUAAGAAGGAAAUCCAAGGUUUAAAAAAAUGUGGUGGAGUGCUCCACUUCUUUGAGUAGGCAGUGCUUCUGCUGUGACGUUGCACUGGCAUCCAGCCUGAAAGCCCUAGGGCACAGGAAAGAAACAGCUUGACACGAAGUGGCACACAACAGGAAGACCAACAUACGAGAUCUAAAAGAGGAAAAGCAUGGACAAGACAAUAACCACUGGCAAAUUCAAAGACAGGCCACCCCUCCAGGACAGCAAUGGCAGUAUGGUUCCUGCUAAGGGUGGGUGCCAUAACUGUUCAAAGCUAAAGAUAUUUCUUGGAGCUCUAGCUUUUUCCUUUUUUGCCAAAGGACUUUCUGGAAGCUACAUGAAGAGCAUGUCCAGUCAAAUUGAAAGGAGAUUUGAAAUCUCAUCAUCAAUUGUUGGUAUUAUUGAUGGCAGCUUUGAGUUAGGUAACUUAAUGGUAAUGAUAUUGGUGAGCUACCUUGGACCAAGAGUUCAUCGACCAAAAGUAAUUGCUGUUGGAUGUCUCAUUAUGUCAUUAGGAGCAUUUUUGUCAGUGAUGCCUCAGUUCCUAAUGGGACGUUAUAAUUAUGAAAGGAUAGCUGUUACUGUGGACAACUCUUCUACGAGUGUAUCAGCUUGCUCCCCAGCAUCCUCUGUUGGCCAUCCAGUCUCAGAUACUACAGAAACACCUAACACAAUGAAAAAUUCAGGAUGUGAGAAAACAUCAAAUUCCUACCUGUGGCUCUUUGUGUUGAUGGGGAACCUUUUACGUGGAAUUGGGGAAGCACCAGUUAUGCCACUGGGGGUUUCAUAUAUUGAUGAUUUUUCUAAAGAAGAAAACUCUGCAUUCUACAUAGGCCUGGUGAGGUCCUCAGGGAUGUUUGGGCCAACCCUGGGCUUCCUGCUUGGAUCUUUCUGUGCCAGCCUCUGGGUCGAUAUUGGCAUUGCGGAUAUCGAUGCCAUUAGCAUAAAUCCCAAGGAUACCCGCUGGGUUGGUGCCUGGUGGCUUGGAUUGCUUAUCUGUGGAGCAGUCAACUUCAUUGCUUCAUUGCCUUUCUGGUUUCUGCCUUACUCCUUACUGAAAGAAGGAGAAGAGCAAAAUCUGAAGACUAGUCAUCUGCCUGUUCAAGAUCACUGUAAAAUAGACCCCUCAGUUCAGCCACAAUUGAAGUUCUCUGAGGCAGUAAAAGAUUUCCUACCAACUUUGAAGAAGCUGUUUGGAAAUCCAGUUUUCCUGGUGUAUGUGUUCCUCACCAUUCUGCAGUACAAUUCUCUUGUUGGGUUGAUAACCUAUGAGACAAAGUUUAUGGAACAGCAAUUUAAUGUAUCAGUGGCAAGAGCAAUCUUUCUAGUUGGUGUGAUACUGUUGCCCAUCACAAUCCUGGGGAUGUUUCUAGGAGGCUAUCUGAUCAAGAAAUUCAAACUUGACAUAACUGGAAUAACAAAGUUUGCAUGCAUCUCCUUUAUAGUAGCGUAUCUAUUAAACCUGUUGUACUUUACAUGCAGUUGUGAGGUGCUCCAGCUGGCUGGUCUGACAGUGCCCUACUCUGGAUUGAAACAACUUUCCUCCCCCAAAAACAGCUUCAUGGCCAGUUGCAAUGCUGAUUGCAGCUGUGAGGUGGAUCAGUGGGAUCCUGUAUGUGGGGACAAUGGGAUCACUUACAUGACGGCCUGUUUUGCGGGAUGUAAAUCAUCAACCGGGACAGGAAAGAAUAUGGAGAGGUGUUCCAGCCCUCUGAUCAGCCUUAUGGACUCACUCCAACAUCUCCAUGUCCUUCUUGUGCUGGGGGACCCAGAGCUGAAAGCUGUACUCCAGGUGUUUCACAAUUGCAGCUGUGUGGAAGCACAAGGACAUGGACUUGGCAAUUCUGCAGUUUUGGGACAAUGCCAAAGAGAGAGCUGUACCAAAGCAUUUCCCUAUUUUUUAGCAUUACAGACUGCAUGUGCAUUUAUUUUAGCCUUAGGAGGCACUCCUACAUACAUGAUUAUGUUUAGAUCUGUUUCUCCAGACCUGAAAUCCUUUGCUGUUGGGAUUGAAACUUUAGGUGGUAGAGUACUAGGAGGACUUCCAGCUCCUAUUUACUUUGGUGCCUUGAUAGAUGAGACCUGCUUGAAAUGGGGGACAAAAAGCUGCGGGGGAUCUGGGUCCUGCCGAGUGUAUGACACAAAAGCAUUCAGAAAUGUCUAUCUCGGUCUCAUUGCUGGAUUACGGGCAGGAUGCUCUCUCUUAUACAUAGUGCUCUUUGUUUUAAUAAUGAGACGCUUCAAACCAGAUGACAAGGAGAUGACAGAUAUUAAAAAUGCAGAAAGACCAACCAGCAAAGAACCAGCUACGGUGAACAAAAAAGAAAUUCUUCCUGGUGCACAAACUUCAGAGGAGAGUGAAGAAACUUAUAUGUGAAAAACAAACAAGACCUCUCCCCAACUCUGCCUAUGUUUCAGUUUUUCUAAGCACAACGGAGUCUGAUUACUGACUUCAACAGCUGGUUUACAUUUGGAGGUUCAAAAAAUAUCCUUGAAA
This is a messenger RNA of Anas platyrhynchos (mallard), 2595 nucleotides long. The record is from RefSeq and is a predicted model, not a curated record. NCBI's taxonomy places the organism in Eukaryota, Metazoa, Chordata, Aves, Anseriformes, Anatidae.